Messenger RNA from Paracoccidioides lutzii Pb01, 435 nucleotides. RefSeq lists its product as hypothetical. Bases 1 to 435 code for a protein of 144 amino acids. The transcript is spliced from 2 exons. The record is from RefSeq and is a predicted model, not a curated record.
AUGAAUUCAUCAAGCUGUGAGUCUGGUGAAACAUCUGCUCCUGAGUCUAUAUAUGAAUUCACAGCAGCUAGUAAAGAAACCUCAAGCCCUCAGUCUCAAAAGUCUACUUCUAACACAAUGUCUUUGAUGAAAGAACAUCUCAAUGUCAUGAAGGAGCUGACUACUCUAUACAUCAUUAAUAAUUAUUUAGCAUUUCAAAGUAGAUUUCACUACUUAGUUGCACAUCAUAAGAAACUGACAAAUGACUCAGAGAACUUCUAUCAUAAUCUUUUCCUUAUUGAUUUGAAAAAACAUCAAAAGUCUUUUGUCAAUACACAUUUGAAUGAUUUCUACACAACUAGCCAGAACCUUAUUAAGAAUAUUAAUAUUGAUGAUCUCAUGAAGCAGUUAAUGAAUUGUAUAAGCAAGUUCAAUGAAUGUCUCAAAUCUUCAUAA